AUGAGAUACAACACGCUUAAUGCCCUUUCGGAUAUCCCUGUAGGUAACCCAGAUUCAGAUAUUCAGGCUACUCCGAUUCGGAUUUUCUCUGUAGGCAGACCAGAUUCCGUUAUCCCUGUAGGCUUCCCAGUUUCAAACAUCCCUGUAGGCUUCCCAGAUUCAAACAUCCCUGUAGGCUUCCUAGAUUCAAAUAUACCUGUAGGCUUCCCCGAUUCAAAUAUCUCUGUAGGCUUCCCUCAUUCGGAUUUCCUUGAGUCUCUUCUCUCUCUCUCCCUCCCUCCCACUCUCUUUUUAUUUUUCUCUCUCUCUCUCACUCUCUCUCUCUCUCUCACUCUCUCUCUCUCAGCUCACAUUGUAAACUUGAUUGAAGACCACAUCGUCUUCAACUUACCUGGAUAUAUAUACAUACAUACAUACAUACAUAUAUAUCUAUAUCUAUAUCUAUCUAUCUAUCUAUCUAUCUAUCUAUCUAUCUAUCUAUCUAUCUAUAUAUAUAUAUUCUUACCUCGAGAUCACGGUCCCAGAUGGAUUAUAUCUAUUUUUUAUAAUCAUUCCGAGUCGAAUGAUAGCCUUCUCUUAGAGAAUCAACGAAUUAUAUUUUCUCAAUAUUUUCUGUUCUGA
Acanthosepion pharaonis is the source of this 621-nucleotide messenger RNA. The record is from the annotation of a GenBank genome assembly. NCBI's taxonomy places the organism in Eukaryota, Metazoa, Mollusca, Cephalopoda, Sepiida, Sepiidae.